Debaryomyces fabryi is the source of this 528-nucleotide messenger RNA. It is a transcript of the gene PAM18, whose product is annotated as Pam18p. Bases 1 to 528 code for a protein of 175 amino acids. Gene Ontology annotation, cellular component: PAM complex, Tim23 associated import motor. The record is from RefSeq and is a predicted model, not a curated record. Gene Ontology annotation, biological process: protein import into mitochondrial matrix. Gene Ontology annotation, molecular function: ATPase activator activity. Lineage: Eukaryota; Fungi; Ascomycota; Pichiomycetes; Serinales; Debaryomycetaceae. The transcript has a single exon.
AUGGCACCUUUUAAUAUGGAGAUUCCUACCUUGGCAAUUCCUGGUGAUAGGAACCAAAACCAACCUAUUGAAUUACAGCAGCAGGUCCAACAACCUCAACAACCUCAACAACCCCAGCACCUCCAACAAGCGUACACGGGCCACUUACAACGUAAACAAGCAGAAGAAGGUUCAGCUGAGUGGUAUUUUGACAAAAGCUGUGAAUGGAUGGGCGACCACCCAUGGAUGACCGGUAUGGGGUUAUUGGGAGCUGCAUAUUUUGCUUCUGGUUUUGUUAAGUCGAAACAACCUGGUCUCAACGGUAAGGCGUUUAUUAAAGGUUCUUUUGGACAGAAGAUGACCCCUAAAGAAGCGUUACAGAUCUUGAACUUGAAGGAAACCAACUUAUCGCAAGCUAAGUUGAAAGAACAACACAGAAAGUUGAUGAUGGCUAACCACCCGGAUAAAGGAGGUUCUUCAUUUUUAGCUACUAAGGUCAAUGAAGCAAAGGAUAUAUUAGAAAAGAGAGGUGGUUUAAAGAAGAAAUGA